Dichomitus squalens LYAD-421 SS1 is the source of this 523-nucleotide messenger RNA. RefSeq lists its product as uncharacterized. Gene Ontology annotation, biological process: translation. Gene Ontology annotation, cellular component: ribosome; cytosolic large ribosomal subunit. The coding region runs from base 1 to 327 and encodes 108 amino acids. The record is from RefSeq and is a predicted model, not a curated record. Lineage: Eukaryota; Fungi; Basidiomycota; Agaricomycetes; Polyporales; Polyporaceae. Gene Ontology annotation, molecular function: structural constituent of ribosome; RNA binding. The transcript is spliced from 6 exons.
AUGCAGUCGGGAUACGUGUCCGCGUUUGAACGGAGCGAAUUGGAGACGAAAGGUACCACCUCCUUCGGUAAGAGGCACACCAAGUCCCACACCCUCUGCAGGCGGUGUGGCAACCGUGCCUUCCACAAGCAGCACAAGGAGUGUGCGCAGUGCGGUUACCCCAGCGCGAAGCUGCGGUCUUACGAGUGGGGCCAGAAGGCGAAGCGCCGAAAGACCACUGGCACUGGCCGCAUGCGCUACCUGAAGACCGUGUCGAGACGCUUCAAGAACGGCUUCAGGGAGAACACGCGCGCAGUCAAGCGGACCAAGAAGACGACGGAGGCAUGAACAUCUGCAUGGGUCUUAUUCCUACCAUCAACUGCACCACACGAGCUGCUGGCUCUUCUUUGUCUCGCAUCGCUCUCCCUCCGUAUAUGUCUUGCCCCCUGUAUACUGCUACACAAGCACCGGCACAAGCUGCCACCCACGCAAAAUACAUGAGCUAUGCCAUGCGAGCUUUCUAUGCAUGACUUUUAAAUCCCCC